AUGGCGUCAACGCAGUUAACGGAUGAGGAGCUUUUCUCCGAAUUAAAGCACUUUGGUGUCACUCCAGGCCCGGUUACCGAAAGCACUCGCCCGGUAUAUUUAAAGAAAUUGAAGAAGCUUCGCGAGGAGCAACAGCAGCGGGGCUCCAGACCGGGUAAAACCCGUAGCAGCGGGGCCAUCAACAGCACCAGUGGCGGAGGCAACACGGCGGGAUCCAGGCCAGCCAGCCAUGACGUCACGCACCUGAGCUCUAGCAGGAGACCGGGCAGGAAGUCCUCUGUCCUGGGCUUCAGCUCCGACGAGUCUGACGCUGAAACUCCACUUAAAAGAAAAGGCCUCAAUCACAGCAGUAGGGCAGACCGAAGCUCCGGGUUUCCACCGCAACCGAAGAUAAGGCCAACAACACCGAGUGUGGCUAACAAGAGUCAGUAUGGCGUUACGAGUAAGCUAAAUAGCAACAAUUCUUCCCCGGGUCCGGGCGGACAGAGAAGUGUCUCGCUGGGCUGGGGAGUUCGUGCCAGAUCCAGCCCUGAGGCGGAAGGGAGGGAUUACGACGAAUCGGGGGACGAGGAUGAUUAUGCGGGGGAAAUAGAGAAGAACUCUCGCUCUUUAAAUGGUUGUGGGGCGUCUCACUUAAACACUAGCAAGCUAGCUGGGGAUUACUCAGACUCGGACGAGGAGGAGGUUGGGGGCCUUAGUGUCGGAGACCAACAGCGGGAUAGGUUGGAGCCUAACGUUAGACGGAGCCACCCGAAAGCGGAGUUUACUUCCCACGGAGUGGGCCGAGGGUCCCAGACGGGAGGGGCAGCCAGACAGGUUAACCCGCCUGAGAGUCUAAAUAUGGUUGGGAACCGGAGGGUGGAGGGGGAGGGAGACGAGGUAAAGAGAAUGGACUCAGACUCAUCGGGAGGCUUGCGGAGCCACAACGUCCCCAGGAAGUCCAUCUACGUGUCUCUCGCCGAGAACCACGGAGGAGAGGCCGGCAAAAACAACCACGUCGACGGCGAGGACGGAGCUUACAGAAGCAGCACUAGUAGGUUCGCCAUUGGGUUGAGACCGCGCUUCUCAAACUACAGCAGCCUGUCCCAGACCUACAGGGGCAACCACUCCAAUCACACUGCUCCCAACCACUCAUAUAGCCAGGCAGUGCUGAAGCAGAAGCUGUCUGUCCCGGAGGAUGAGCUGCUCCAGCAGUUUAAAAGGGAGGAGGUGGCCUCUUCUGGUAGCUUUAGCGCUCACUACCUGUCCAUGUUCCUGCUCACGGCAGCCUGCCUCUUCUUCCUGCUGCUGGGCCUGAUGUACCUCAGGAUGAGGGGCUCUGGAUCCUCGGAGGUGGAUGGAGUCAUUAAGAGCCACCCUUUUGGCAGCGAUUUUGACGAUACUUAUAACAAGGAGGAUAAGGACCUGAUCCUGAAGCUGCUGCUCAAUCUCCAUGACCACCUGGCCCAAGUCGCUGGCCAGCAUGACUGUGGAGACCAGCAGCAUCCGAACAGGAGUCUGUCCAUUGACGAGGCCUCUACUUAUUUACAGACUCAGAAUCCGGAGUUUGAAGACCUUGUUCUUAGUUCUCUGGAGUGGAUCAUCCGGACAGGCCAGGAUGUUGGGAUAAGGCUGACAGGGCAGGUAGCCGAUGAUCCAUUGACCGAUGUGUCCGAGAUCUCUCGGUUGGAGUCCACGCAUCCCAAGAUGCCCUUCUCGUGCCGCUUCCGCCGAGCCUUCCUCACCGUCAUCAGCAGAGUCAUCCUCAUUGCAGUUGUGGUAGGCUGUGUGUGGAGUGUGGUCUGCUACAUGAAGUAUCGCUGGAGGAGAGAGGAGGAAGAGACCAGGCAGAUGUAUGACAUGGUGCAGAGGAUCAUCGAUGUGUUGAGGAGCCACAGUGAGGCUUGCCAAGAGAACCAGGACCUGCAGCCCUACCUGCCCAUCCCCCACGUCAGAGACUCCCUAGUUCAGCCUCAGGACCGGAAGAAAAUGAAGAAGAUUUGGGAGCGGGCUGUGAAAUUCCUCUCAGCCAACGAGUCCAGGAUUCGAAAAGAGACCCAGAGGAUCGGUGGAGCGGACUUCCUGGUCUGGAGGUGGAUCCAGCCUUCUCUUAGUUGCGACAAGACCUCGAUUCCCUCCAAAGUCUGGCAGGGAAAAGCUUUCCCUCUGGACCGAAGGAAUUCACCUCCCAACAGCCUGACUCCAUGUCUGAAGAUCAGAAACAUGUUUGACCCAGUCAUGGAGGUUGGGGAGAACUGGGAUCUCGCCAUCCAUGAGGCCAUCCUGGAGAAGUGCAAUGACAACGACGGUAUCGUCCACAUCGCUGUUGACAAGAACUCACGAGAGGGCUGUGUCUAUGUCAAGUGUCUCUCUGCGGAGCACUCGGGGAGAGCCUUCAAGGCACUUCAUGGCUCCUGGUUUGAUGGUAAGCUGGUGACCGUGAAGUAUCUGCGUUUGGACCGAUACCACCAGCGCUUCCCGCAGGCCCAGGGCUGCAGCACGCCUCUGAAGGCCUCCAGCCUCCACGUGAACACCACAAGCACCAUGAACACUAUGCCCCGCCUGCAGCACCGCGGCUCAGCCAACUCUUCAGGCUUCUCAUGAGAUCAGCAUAAGUGUUCGAUUUAUCAUUCUCCUCUGUGCCCUCCCAGCAUGACAGCACCAGUCUGCUGCUGCUCCUUCACUGCUUUAUAACGGGGAAGACUCCAGUCUGUGUCUCGGGAGAGCUUUUUUUUUUUUUCCCCAACACUGGAUUGAAAGAAGUUCGGCAGUGUUUGUUUUCAAUAAUCUUUGUAUCAAAAUGUCAUGGAUUUAACAAGGAAGCAAAGUACUUCUGGAAUAUUUAAGCUUUGUGCAGAGACUCCAACCCUCCCUCCUUCUCUUCCACAGUCUAACUGAUGCCAUGAUGGAGUUCAUUUGGAAAUGGCUGCAUGUAUGUAAGCUUUCAAUACAGCACGGUGUGGGUGUUGAUGUCCCGAAGAUGGUCGAUGUACUCCCUGUUGUUAUUAUUAUUCUGAUUAUUAUUAUUUAGUCAAGUGAGGAAGGCAUGGACAGACUUGUAGAGGGUGUGCUGUAAAUACAUGUGAAUGGUGGCACAAGAUUUAUUACGUCCUCGGUAUUAAAAGCAAACCAUAAGCUCACGUUUUUCUUGCUGCUCACAUCUGUAUCCAGAGGCUGCCUGAGAGGCUGCACCAGCACCAGCACACACCAACAGUUCAGCUGGGAGGGUAACCGUGAGGAUGCUGACUCAGCCUCUGUGUUGGUUGUUUUGCUACAUGUAUUCCAUGUAUGGCCUUUUCUUCCCCCUUUUGUCUUUUUAAUUUUGUUAUAGCAUCCAGCAGUGCUCCCAAACUCAACUUUUGAGCGAUUUAUAACAGAAUCAGGGAGUGUACCUUUUUUUUUAACAGUCACCUGAAGCUUUCUUCUCCAGAUAUAAUCCAAUAUAUUCCCAAGUUAUUAUUGUUUCUUAUUAUGUUUCUUAUUUACCUCUUUCAAGUAGGGUCAUUUUCACUGUUGACGUGUCCCCUCAUUGAAUUUCCAAACCUGUUCUCAACAAGUGCUGUGUAUUGUCAUCUCUGUGCGUGUACAUGACCAACAGACCAGAGGAGCACGCAGACGUCAGGAUAGUUUCAUGUCCAGUUUACAAUCUGCUCAUCUGGUGAGACGGAUGUUUUUUUGUUCAUGAUGGAACCUGAUGCUGUCACUGCUGGUCUUUGAUCAUAUCAGCCUCUUGUAAUGAUGCUACCACUCUUUUAUCACAAGGAGUACUGUGAGGAUGUUUUUAAUACUCAAUCCCAAAUAUUCCAACCCCCUGUAAAGGAGACUGUACUGAAUUUAGGGAAUUUCCUGAUUGCUUGCGUGUUUUUACAGCACCUUUUUUGGUAUUCAGAAAACGCUACAAAUCCAGGAGUUGCCAGACAUAAUUUCAUUUUUUUUAAAUGCAGUGACUUGAAAGUUGGAUUUAGUAUUUGCAGUGUGAAAUUGUACAAAUGAUGCACAUUUCAAAUGUUCAAAAACAACCCAACUGUGCCUUAAAUUUGUGCUUUUUUAAGACUGGCACUGCAUUACUGGAGAAUGUACUGGAUUUAAGAAAUGUUAAAACUGUUUAAAGGGUGAGUAAGGCCUGCCAUAGAUGUAGUUUUGGUAGAGUUUGACAUCUUCAGAUUUGGUAUUUUGUAGCAGUUUACUUUGAUAUUAAACCAAAUGCUUCUCUCUA
Cottoperca gobio is the source of this 4195-nucleotide messenger RNA. It is a transcript of the gene lemd3, whose product is annotated as LEM domain containing 3. Gene Ontology annotation, molecular function: chromatin DNA binding. The record is from RefSeq and is a predicted model, not a curated record. Gene Ontology annotation, biological process: negative regulation of BMP signaling pathway; nuclear envelope organization. Lineage: Eukaryota; Metazoa; Chordata; Actinopteri; Perciformes; Bovichtidae. Bases 1 to 2583 code for a protein of 860 amino acids. The transcript is spliced from 13 exons.